CAUGGAUACUAGUCGGAUUCCUUUCUGCUGCACCACAACAGGAAUUCCUUGGAGUGCUUUUUAACUUGGGGACUCUGGCACAAUUCCGAUUUACAUUUUAAAGGGGUCUGUUGGCUGGCUGGGGAGGACGGUUUGGGGUGUGGCCGAGGGAUGAGGAGAGAGAGGAAGGAAGCGCAGGGGGACAGUGGUGUCCCUUCCUGCCGGGAAGCAGACCAGGGCGAGGGGGACACAGGACAGCCUGGUAAGGAGGUGAGUUCUGCUCUGGGCACAUUACUGAAGAAAGUUUCUAGGAGGGCUCUCAGAGACACAGACCCCAUUUAGUGACAUCUGAAGGAUGAGAGGAGGUGGGUGGGCACAGAGCUCUCGCCAAGGACCAGGAGAGGGAGGCGGAAGGGCCAUGAAGAGGAUUCCAGAGGGAGGAGGGAAGCUGACUCAGCUUCCGGUGUAACCCGGAACCAGCCCUGGGGUGGGGAGAAGGAAUCAGGAGGUCCUCAUGUUUCCUUCCUGAUCUGCAGUCACCCCAGGUGACUCUUGGAUGAAACUCCUUGGAGGCCUCCUACACCUGGAGAAGGCACAGGCUGGAAGGCGGCAAUUCCAGGAAAAGAACUGAGCCCCAGGAAGAGGCCUCGCCCUGGGUGGGCGGGGGUACCUGUGCUAGCUGAGACUGUCCUAGCUGCAGCCCAGUGUUGAAAAGGUUCACCGUCCCCAUCCACCCCUCCCUAUGCCCCCGAUCGCCCACCCCCACGCGGCCUCCUGCCUCCCAGCCCCUGUAAUUACACUGCUUCCCCACGCAAGGCUGCUCCCAUUCCUUGGCCGCCGCUGGCCUUGAGGGAUGCAAAGGGAAGGCCCUGUUAUUAAAACUGCUGCAGAAGGGGAUGUGCAAAGUUGGGAUGACCAAGGUCUAGGUCACCGAUAAAGCCUGGAUGGCUGGGUCCUGAGCUGGGGGACUAAAAUGAGGGACGCCACCAUCAUGGGUGACACACUAGCCAUGGCCUUCCAAACGGGUUUGACCAGUUAGAUUCCCAUGUGAUUCCUUGUGUCACUGGGUCAGCCCCUUCCCAGAGACUGGCCUCUUCCCCUCCUGCCUUCCCUAUAAAGCCUCUUGGGGUUCCUGGGCACCCAGACUCAGCCUACCCCCUGACUUUGGGGGCCAAGAGACAGCCAAGAUGCUCAACUGGAAGCUACUGGGGAUCCUGGUCCUUUGCCUGUUCGCCGGAGGCAUCUCAGGCAGCGGAGACCACCCAUCUCCCCCAUCCACGGAGGCCUCAGAGGAGGAGGGCUCCCCAACAUUGCCUCGGGGCCCCCCAAUCCCCGGUGACCCUUGGCCAGGGGUACCUCCUAUCUUUGAGGACCCUCCACCUCCAGGGCCCAAUCGUCCCUGGAGAGACCUGCCUGAUUCUGGAGUCUGGCCUCCUGAACCCCCUAGUACCGAUCCCCCUCAACCUCCCCGGCCUGACGACCCCUGGCCAGCAGGACCCCAGCCUCCAGAAAACCCCUGGCCACCUGCCCCUGAGGUGGACCACGGAUCCCGAGAGGAGCCAGACCUUGACCCACCCCGGGAGGAGUACAGAUAAUGGGAUCCCCAGAGGCAUCCUGCGCCUCCAGGCAGAGGGCCCUCCAGCUCAGCUCUAUUCCCACUUGCCUUGAAUUCUCUUCAACUGAGCCUAACUUCUUAAUCCUUUCCUUAUUCCUGAACCCAGAAGGUGUUCUCGGUAUUUUUUGUUCCCUCCUGGGAUCUAUGUUAGCCCCCACCUUACCCUUCUUUUUGUCUCUGUCAGCCCAAACCUAUAACCUCUAACUCUACCCCUCAGUGGAGUCCUCACCCUUUCCACUACCUCUUCCUCCACCGGACUCUGGGCAGGGCCGGCAGCACUGUGUUCUCUGCUGCCACCUGGUGGCCAUCAUCUGGGAACUAUCAGGAGAUGAUAGUGCUUCCAUGAAACGGAAAAAUAAAAAACCGUUUUCUUAGUUUUGAA
Molecule: messenger RNA, 1976 nt
Organism: Phacochoerus africanus (Common warthog)
Lineage: Eukaryota; Metazoa; Chordata; Mammalia; Artiodactyla; Suidae
Gene: PSORS1C2
Product: psoriasis susceptibility 1 candidate 2
Exons: 2
Coding region: 1167-1574 (135 amino acids)
Source: RefSeq, a predicted model, not a curated record